GUGGAAUAUGGGGACGAGAACGCCUGAUCGCUGUGUGUGUCGAGACCGUAUCAAACCUACUCUAGCUACAGUCGAUUAGGCUAAUGAUCUGCUAUAUCUCAGCUCGCCACAAUAUACGAUUAAAUACCAUCCGGCCGGACGAAGCAAUUGUUUUCGUACCUGCUAGCUCGAAACAAGCUUGGUUGUCGAAGUUGUCAGGAUUGGCGCAGGAUUACCUUAUUGUAGCAGCCAGAUAGUAUCCUGUGAUCUCCAGUCAUGGCUAGUCCAGAUGAUUUAACGUUUCAGGAGUUUGAGGAGGCCGCAGAUCUGCUGUCUUCAAAUCCUGGAGCCUCCACCCUCAGCAUCUCCAGCCCCGGCGCAGCAGCCUUCUCUGGAGAUGUCAAAGUCGACCUGUCAGACGACGAAGACCAUCAGCAAGAGAGUUCAGAGUUGCUUGGGGGUGAAAAACAAACUGGUGGUUUUUGGACGUUUGAGUACUAUCAGUCAUUCUUCAACGUAGAUACAAUGCAGGUGCUGGACAGGAUAAAGGGCUCAGUCAUGCCUUUCCCAGGCCGGAAUUUCGUCAAACACCACAUUCGAAAUAACCCUGAUCUCUAUGGUCCUUUCUGGAUCUGUGUGACUCUAGUGUUCUCAGUGGCCAUCAGUGGAGACCUCUACACAUUUCUGAGUAAUAUGGGAGACCCAGGGUUUCACGACAGACCUCAAUUCAACAAAGUCUCGAUCGCAGCCGUCACUGUGUUCCUUUAUGCAUGGCUGGUGCCUCUAGGAGUUUGGGGCUUCCUAACGUGGCGUCAAAGUGUUGAGAGACACAUCAGCGGUUACACGUUUUUAGAGACUGUGUGUGUCUAUGGUUAUUCUCUUUUCAUUUAUAUCCCUGCCUCGAUAUUAUUAACCAUUCCCGUCUACUGGCUCGAGUGGCUAUUGAUUGUCAUUGCCAUGGUGAUCUCGGGCUCAGUGUUGGUAAUGACGUUCUGGCCGGCUGUUCGCGAUGACACGAGACUAACAGCAUUCGCUACCAUGACAGUAAUAGUGUCACUUCAUGCCCUUCUGGCUGUUGGCUUUAAGCUCUACUUCUUCAAAACGCCAACAAACACAGGAUCAUCGCACUCCGGACAACAGACUACCCCAGCUGCAAAUCACACAACACUUGCUGUGGGAAAGCAUCAAUGACCAACUGAAUGGGAACCUAGGAGACUUAAUAUUCAAAGGACAUGACAAAUGUGUAGUAAUUAUGAUAACUGAGCAAUGGAGUUCAGAUUAGUGUGCUGAUGCUUGAUGCACACAAGCAUUCCCAGCAAACACAUUGAAAGUGUUUCCAGUUUGUAACUAACCCAGCAGAUAAAAUAACCUCCCUCAGAUCACAAGUAAAAUCACAGCGACUUACUGAUGACUUUAGCUUGUA
This is a messenger RNA of Sinocyclocheilus grahami, 1402 nucleotides long. It is a transcript of the gene yipf2, whose product is annotated as Yip1 domain family, member 2. Gene Ontology annotation, cellular component: Golgi apparatus; membrane. NCBI's taxonomy places the organism in Eukaryota, Metazoa, Chordata, Actinopteri, Cypriniformes, Cyprinidae. The coding region runs from base 256 to 1170 and encodes 304 amino acids. The transcript has 9 exons. Gene Ontology annotation, molecular function: small GTPase binding. Gene Ontology annotation, biological process: vesicle-mediated transport. The record is from RefSeq and is a predicted model, not a curated record.